Blastomyces dermatitidis ER-3 is the source of this 195-nucleotide messenger RNA. RefSeq lists its product as uncharacterized. The record is from RefSeq and is a predicted model, not a curated record. The transcript has 2 exons. Lineage: Eukaryota; Fungi; Ascomycota; Eurotiomycetes; Onygenales; Ajellomycetaceae. The coding region runs from base 1 to 195 and encodes 64 amino acids.
AUGGCCAGAUCACAAGGAAUUGAUGCGCCCCAGAGCGGCCCAGAUGGACUACUAGUGGUAUCCCUUGACCCAGUAGACAGCAAAGAGGAUAUAAUGGGGUCUUUCACUUCACUGAGGUCUGAUUCUUACUACUUCGAAGUUUCGACAGUAGACGGCUUUAGGGACCUAGAGCUCGCAUAUCCUCUCUUGACAUGA